Messenger RNA from Desarmillaria tabescens, 1387 nucleotides. RefSeq lists its product as uncharacterized. Lineage: Eukaryota; Fungi; Basidiomycota; Agaricomycetes; Agaricales; Physalacriaceae. Bases 191 to 1174 code for a protein of 327 amino acids. The record is from RefSeq and is a predicted model, not a curated record. The transcript is spliced from 2 exons.
GUCCAUGCGAGUGGACCUUCUGGACGACCUGCCUCAGCUCGAUUCACAAGUACUGCCAGGGCACUAUCUAUCCGAAAUUUCGUCAGUAACCGGGAAUCUGUGGGAGCCCUUGAGGUUCAGGAGGAGACGGCGGAGUGGAGUCAGAUCUCAAACUUUGUCCCCCUAUCUCAGUCCUUGACCUGCAUCUAUCAUGGCGGGCAUCCAGAUGUACCUCAAGCCUCGAUCAGUCUCCGCUGUGUACAACCACUCCAACUAUCUGCCAUUCGGGUGCCUAUAUGAUUGCGAGUACGGUCCAUUCUUUGCGGACUAUGGAACGGUACCCUCCGAUGCUACAGAAGUUUAUACUAUACAUUCGUCUGCUAUCCGUGCUUUGCUCUCUACACUCUUCAACGAACUCAUACCCAGUCUUGAUGCCCAAAUUCCCGACCCCACUCAAUUUCCUCGUUCUGCAUGGCCCACUCUCCUUCAGAUUGCGAUGGCCAAGGUCGACUCGUGGUUUGAUUUCCGGAUCGAGUGUGAAAACAACUUGGUUCAACUCACCCAAGGCGAUCACGCCCCAGCCCCUCCGCCUCGAAAAAUGCGUGGGUCGGUGUUUUCUCCCGAGUGGUACAAUAUAGUGUACUCUAUACUAUUAUGGGAUGAUGUCGAGUUGCGUGGCGAUGAGUCCCAGGACACUGUUUUGGAAUUGUAUACCUUGGUGUACAUGUAUCGUGCUGCAUGUCAGCGGGCUCGCAUUUGGAGACUUUUGCGCCAGAAGAUGGACAUACUGCUAACUGCUUCUGCUUCCGCUCCUUCAGCCUCUAGCCAUAGUCAGGGUCACAGUUACAUUUUUUCCCCGUUACCCUUUCUUCAAUCAGUCGGAUAUUCUGGCUUGUUCAACUUUAUCAGGAGCAAGGUAUUGGCCCUUGUGCCCACAUUCACCACUCAGACAACAUGCGAACAUAAAGGCCUUCCGCCCCUUCCCCCAUCCUCUAGCAAUGGGUUAUCAACUACGGAUUCGACGUCGUCUUUGCACGCCGACAAUGUUCCUCCGGUACUUCUUCAUCAGUUCUCUGGGUCAUCAGCUACAGAUUCUAUGUCUUCUUCGUAUGCUAGCCAUUUCGAUAACACGCAACGUCUGUUCCGGGUGCGUUUUGUCAUUCCAUAUCCACCAGUUUUAUUGACCUCUAUCUAGCGCAGGAACCAUAUUUGAAUUACAAGUCUAUAUCGUGGCCUUCGACUCCUUGACCUGUAACCCGGUGCAUAACUGGUACUCCUUCAGCGUAUUCAAUCUCAUAUGUAGUAGCUACCAUCGUAUUAUUUCUGCCGUUAGACUUGGCAAAACAUCUACUUUUUUUCAAGUCCGAAAUAUGUCAUAGCACAUGUCAGUGGGAUAUUCUUAGCUCAA